UCUCUCUCUCUCUCUCACACACACACUCUAUAUCUCUCUCUACUACAAUGUUGAGCAAGAGUUUUUACUCGCCGCUCUGAUUCUCAUUACGAGCGUUUAGCGUCUUUCGGUGGUUGGGACAUGAAGAGGAGGAAGAUGUUGGGUCGAAUCGCGGCCCUGGCAUUGCUAUGUUGUUUACUUCCGGCUGUUGCUCCGCUCUCCAACGAAGGGAAGGCUUUAUUGGCGAUGAAGGCGUCUUUUACCAACGUAGCUAACUUGCUUCUGGAUUGGAACCCUUCCGCCACCUCUGCUGACGACGCCAACGCUACAGCUGCCGAGGGCUUGGAUGAACAUUGUGCCUGGCGAGGCGUCCUCUGCGAUAAUCUUACCCCCACCGUUGUUUCCCUGAACCUCUCGAAUCUGAACCUUGGCGGAGAAAUCUCUCCUGCGGUUGGGGAGCUCAAGAGCUUGCUGUCGCUAGAUUUGAAGGGGAACCGACUUAUGGGGCAGAUCCCAGAUGAAAUUGGGGAUUGUGUUUCUCUCAAAUACCUAGACUUAUCUGGAAACUCUCUCUAUGGAGACAUUCCUUUCUCAGUAUCGAAGCUCAAGCAGCUAGAAGAACUGAAUCUGAAGAACAACCAAUUGACCGGAUCCAUCCCUUCGACUCUUUCUCAGAUACCAAAUCUCAAAACACUUGAUCUUGCUCAGAAUCAGCUCACUGGCGAGAUUCCCAGGCUCAUUUACUGGAAUGAAGUUCUGCAGUAUCUUGGACUUCGAGGUAACUCACUUACAGGAAUUUUGUCCCCGGAUAUGUGCCAGUUGACUGGCUUGUGGUACUUUGAUGUGAGAGGCAAUAACCUUACGGGACCUAUACCAGAGAAUAUAGGGAACUGUACCAGUUUUGAAAUUUUGGAUAUCUCUUACAAUGCAAUCACUGGCGAGAUCCCCUACAAUAUUGGUUUCCUUCAAGUGGCUACUCUAUCACUUCAAGGAAACAGACUUACUGGGAAGAUACCAGAGGUCAUUGGACUCAUGCAAGCUCUAGCGGUUCUGGACUUGAGUGAAAAUGAACUGAUUGGUCCAAUUCCACCAAUACUUGGAAAUCUAUCAUACACUGGCAAACUGUAUCUGCAUGGUAAUAAACUUAGUGGACCUAUUCCUCCUGAAUUAGGAAACAUGUCAAAGCUCAGCUAUCUACAGUUGAAUGGCAAUGAGCUAGAGGGUACUAUUCCUGCUGAGCUUGGGAAACUUGAAGAUCUUUUUGAGUUGAAUCUCGCCAAUAACAAACUUGAGGGUCCCAUUCCUCGAAACAUCAGCUUAUGCACUGCUCUUAAUCAAUUUAAUGUGCAUGGUAACCGGUUGAAUGGUUCCAUUCCUCUGGAGUUCCAGAAGUUAGAAAGUUUGACCUAUCUGAAUUUCUCAGCCAACCAUUUCAAGGGCAAGAUUCCUGAUGAAUUGGGGCAGAUUAUUAAUCUUGAUACAUUGGAUCUUUCUGACAACAAUUUCUCUGGCCAUAUUCCUGAUUCCAUUGGCGAUCUUGAGCACCUUCUUGUACUAAAUUUGAGUAGGAAUAACCUCAAUGGACCUGUCCCUAAUGAAUUUGGGAAUCUAAGAAGUGUGCAAGUAAUUGACCUAUCCUACAACAAGCUUUCUGGUUUCAUUCCUGAAGAACUUGGUCAGUUGCAGAACAUUAAUGCUUUGAUCCUGAACGAAAACAAUAUUCAUGGAGGGAUACCAUCUCAACUUACCAAUUGCUUCAGCUUAACUAAAUUGGAUCUUUCUUUCAACAACUUAUCAGGUUACAUUCCUGCAGCAAAGAACUUUUCUAGGUUCCCUUCUGAGAGUUUCUUGGGAAAUCCUUUGCUAUGUGGAAACUGGCCUGGAUCUUCUUGUUCUCUAGAUGGUCAUGCAUCAAGAAUUAGCAUCUCUCUGGCUGCAGUCGUUUGCAUAACCUUAGGUUUCAUCACAUUGAUAUUGAUGGUCUUGGUAGCAAUCUACAAGUCCAACCAACCUAAGCCUUUUAUACAGGGUCCUUGUAGAACCGGACAAGGCCCUCCAAAGCUUGUAGUUCUUCAGAUGGAUCUGGCUAUUCACACAUAUGACGAAAUCAUGAGAAUUACAGAAAACCUUAGUGAACAAUACAUAAUUGGUUAUGGUGCUUCAAGCACAGUGUAUAAAUGCGUUUUAAAGAACUCGAGAGCUAUAGCCAUAAAAAGGCUAUAUAGCCAGUACCCUCAUAACCUGCGUGAAUUUGAGACUGAAUUGGAAACCAUUGGCAGUAUCAGGCACAGAAAUCUCGUUAGCCUGCAUGGAUACUCCCUCUCCCCUCAUGGCAAUCUUCUGUUCUAUGAUUACAUGCAAAAUGGUUCACUGUGGGAUCUUCUUCAUGGACCUUCAAAAAAGGUUAAGCUUGAUUGGGACACACGCCUGAAGAUAUCAGUUGGUGCUGCCCAAGGUUUAGCUUACCUCCACCAUGACUGCAACCCGCGAAUCAUCCAUCGUGAUGUGAAGUCCUCCAACAUACUACUUGAUGAGAACUUUGAAGCUCACCUUUCUGACUUUGGCAUUGCUAAGUGCAUCCCUUCUGCUAAAACCCACGCAUCCACAUAUGUCUUGGGCACCAUUGGUUACAUUGAUCCUGAGUAUGCUCGAACCUCUAGACUUACAGAGAAGUCUGACGUCUACAGCUUUGGGAUUGUUCUCCUUGAGCUUCUGACAGGAAAGAAGGCGGUCGACAAUGAGGCAAACCUGCACCAGCUGAUACUAUCAAGAGCUGAUGACAACACAGUAAUGGAGGCGGUGGACUCCGAGGUUUCAAUAACUUGCAUGGACCUUGGUCUUGUGAGGAAGGCAUUUCAACUAGCUUUGCUUUGCACUAAGAGGCACCCUUCCGACCGCCCUACCAUGCACGAAGUGUCUCGGGUUCUCACCUCGCUGAUGCCGGCGCCUAGCUUGAAGCCACCAUGUUCCCUGCCUUUGAAAACUAAGGAUUACAGCAGGAUCAUAGCUAGUGAGGAGAAGACUCAGGACAGGGAUGAUGAUGAUCACCAUCAGUACAGCAGCUCUUCUGAUGGGCGAUGGUUUGUGAAAUUUGGAGAGGUUAUUUCCAAAAACACUCUUUGAAUAGUUGUUUAGGCGUUUGAUGUGUAGUUUUCGACAGAACAUAGGAGUGCCCACAAUGGGUGACGAAAGUGUUGAAACUUUUCUUUGUUUUAGUAACUUGUGAUGUUAUUGCUUUAG
This is a messenger RNA of Dendrobium catenatum, 3219 nucleotides long. Its product is annotated as LRR receptor-like serine/threonine-protein kinase ERL2. Gene Ontology annotation, biological process: protein phosphorylation. Gene Ontology annotation, molecular function: protein kinase activity; protein binding; ATP binding. The record is from RefSeq and is a predicted model, not a curated record. Bases 121 to 3102 code for a protein of 993 amino acids. NCBI's taxonomy places the organism in Eukaryota, Viridiplantae, Streptophyta, Magnoliopsida, Asparagales, Orchidaceae. The transcript has 26 exons.